AUGGAUUGCAAUUGGGUUAGGACAUGGAAUCUGCCCGACGAAUUCCUCCAAUAUGAAAAUUCUAAAAGGAUGGAGAGGCUCAACACUAGAUGGUCGGCCUCAUUCCCCUCAUGGGUCAAACUUAACUUUGACGACGCCGCUCGCAUUGGAGUUGCGGUAGGAGGUGGAAUUAUAAGGGAUUGCUUGGGCAACCUAAUUCUGGCCUAUGCUGGGAAUUUUCUCUCUGCCUCGAGUAACAUGGUCGAAGCUUUAGCGCUCUUCUGGGGGCUUAAAUUGGCUCUCAAUAUUAAUUCUAAAAGAUUGAUCAUUGAAGGGGAUUCUAAGCUGAUUAUUGAGGUGACUAAAGGUAUUUUUGGGAUUAGCUGGACGAUAAGCAACAUACUCAAGGACAUAUGGUCUAUGAUUGUUUGGCUUGAGGAAUUUCAUAUUCAACAUAUUUAUAGAGAGGGAAAUUCGGUUGCAGACUCCCUAGUUGUGACGGGCCUUGAGAUGAAAGGCAGAUGUUUUGGCCCUUCUGUGAUGUCAAGAUGCAGGAGGGAAAUUCUUAUUUGA
Molecule: messenger RNA, 552 nt
Organism: Cryptomeria japonica (Japanese cedar)
Lineage: Eukaryota; Viridiplantae; Streptophyta; Pinopsida; Cupressales; Cupressaceae
Exons: 2
Coding region: 1-552 (183 amino acids)
Molecular function (GO): nucleic acid binding; RNA-DNA hybrid ribonuclease activity
Source: RefSeq, a predicted model, not a curated record